AACUGUAGGCUGGCCCAUUGGGGGUCUGUGAGAGUCCUUGGGUCUCUCAAGCCAGAAACCUGAGGGACCUGCUUCUCUCCCCUCAGUCCAUGGCUAGCUGCUGUGUCAUGCCCUGCCUGGACCAUAGGGUCAGUCACCUUGCUCCUCCAGUCACCUCAUUGAGACUCCGACCUCUGUUACAGCCAGAGGACCCUUGUGAGUACAACUCAGAAGGAAUCUCCCCCCUACUCAAACCUCCCAGGGCUCCUCACUGCAGGCCUCACCCCUCUGCAGCCUGGGUGCCUCCUCCUCCCUUCCAACAUCCCCUGAGAUGGUGGCCAUACUUGUCCCCAGAGCACCUCCAUGUGAUCCCUUCACCUCUCCAGCCUUUUGUCCAUGCCCGACCCUCUUCCUGGAGUGUUUCCCACCACCUUUGCUGCUGCUAAGCUCUACCCACUCUGCUCCCAAGCUCCCUCCCAGCCGCUGGACAGUUGCUCUUUUCCUCAGUGCUCCGAGUUCCCCCAGCCCUGAGUGUGUGUAUGUCUCAGGUGGGGGAACCAAACCUUGGGAAACAGACAGGAGGGGCCUCCGUGAGACACAGAGGUGAGCUGGCCAGGAACACACAGUCCUGGAGAAAAGGAGUUGGGGUGGGCCUCUCUCCACUCCAGCCACAGGCUCCUCAGUAACACACAGAUCUUAUUGGCCCUGCUCAAAGCCCUGGCUCCCUAGUGUCCUCCAGCCCAGAGUCCAAGUUCCCUGCUGCUCCAGUCAAGGCCUCUGCCCAGCCCUCUGGCCUCCCUCCGCCUGGCCUUGACUCCGUGUGUCCCCUGGUCUUCUGCUCUGGGCCUCCAAGGUUAUGCUCUCUCAGUCUCCAUCCUCCCUCCACCUGGCAAACACCUCUCACCAUCCCUGCCUUGAGAGCUGGGGACUCCCUCUGGGCAGACCCUCUGGGCCUACUGCAAAGUGGUCACUCAGAUGUGUCUGAUGUCCCAAACCAGCUCUGACUGGGAAGAGCAGGAGGAUUCCCCAGAGGAGGGAGCCAGGUAGGCCUGGGGGGAGGAGGGGGGAGAUGGUGGUAGGAGAACUUGGAGCCACGGGCUGCCUCUCUGAGGCUGAUCAGGGAAGGUCACCAGAGGUCUUAUGUCCUGACUGCAGGGGCUUAUAGUGGCUGUGGCCUGUCCCCAGCCUUGUCCCUGCCUGGGGCCCACACAGCUGGCGUCUGGGGGCGAUGGUUGAGUGGUCAAAUGGAGGAACCACAGGCAGAAAGAGAAAGAGGUCUGGGGCCUGGCUGAGAGUGGAGAGUGGUCCCACCCCAGCGGUCUCCCCCGCAGGCGGGGCAGGGCAGAGUGCGGGGCCCCUCCCAGUUUCCUCCCCAGGGGCAGCCGAGCGGGAGCCCGACUCAGUGCUCAGUCCCCUGCGAAGUGUGGCGGCAUCAGCACCAUGCAGCGAGGGGCCAGGAGGCCGAGGGCCCGGGACGCGCCGGUCCCUACUCCCUGCUACCCAGCCCAGUGCUUCGACCCACUGCUCCGCCUCUGUGUGGCCUGCGAGCUUUUCCGCACGCCUGAGGCCAGACCUGCCUCGCCUCCCUCCGCCUGGCCCCGUGCCCGCGUGUCCCUCCCCGCGGCCUCCCGCCCUCUCUCCCAGUCACCCCCGCCCGCAGCGGGCUCGAGCAGCGUGGGCCCCGGGACGGCGCUGCAGCCGCAGGAGUCGGUGGGCGCGGGCGGCCCCGAGGCGGCGUUGUCCCUGUCCGGGCUGCUCCUCGGCGCUCCCGCGCUGCUGGGCCUGGCGCUGGCGCUGGCGCUGGCCCUGGUGGGCCUGGUGAGCUGGAGGUACCGGCGGCUUCGAGGGGCCGCCUCCCCGGAGGCUCCAGAUGGAGGCCAGAACGAGCCCCUGGACAAUGUCAUCAUCCUGUCCCCGACCCCAGAGCCCCUGGACAAUGUCAUCAUCCUGUCCCCAGGAACCAUUGAUGCCACAGCUCCUGUCUGGCCUCCGCCCAUGGAAGAAGACCCAGGCACCACCCCACCUGGCCACAGCGUACCCGUGCCAGCCACAGAGCUGGGCUCCACUGAGCUGGUGACCACCAAGACUGCUGGACUUGAGCAACAAUAGCAAUGGAGAGGGCAGGGGAUUGUCCCUGCCCUCCUCUGGACCCCCAGCUAGGAGCUUGGAAGUUGAAUUUGGCUCUUCACUCCGGCACCCACCUGUGAUUUCCUGGGACCCAUAAAUUCUGCAGAACCACAGACCACAUACAGCAUUCAGCCCACAUGGAGUUGCUUGGUGUGCUAGUUUUUGGUUUAAGAUCAUACCAUCUUUGAUAGCCCUGUAUCUGAGCUUCUGUGGUUUUGAAUGGUCGGGGCACUGUAAGCUUUUUAUUUUAAAGUGGGGAAGGUGCCAUUAAACCAAAAUUAAUCUGGAAAAAAAAAAAAAAAAGAUCAAGUGGAGGCUGGGCACGGUGGCUCACACUAUAAUUAAAGCACUAUGGGAGGCCGAGGUGGGUAGAUGGCUUGAGCUCAGGAGUUAGAGACCAGCCUGAGUAAGAGCCUCUACUAAAAAUAGAAAAAAUUAGCAGGGCAUUGUGAUGGGCCCCUGUAGUCCCAGCUACUUUGGAGGAUGAGCCAAGAGGAUCACUUGAGCCCAAAGUUUCAGGUUGUUGUGAGCUAGACUACCCAGGGUGAGAGAGACUCUGUAUCCAAAAAAAGAAAAAAAAAUCAAGUGGGAGGAUGCUUAAUUUGUAGCUGGGUGUUAUAGUUCUUUAAUACUUGCUUUCAGAGCUGUCCUGCUUUUAAAUCCAUGCCAAUGGCAGCAAUGAGAAACCAAUUCAUGGGUUUGCUUGGUUUGGAAUUUAGUACUAAUACAAGAUUAUUUUAAGAAAUAAUCAAAGGUAAGAAAAGAUUGUGUUGGAUUGUACUGAUUCUUAGGGAUCCGUAUCGCAGGGACAACCCUAAGACUGGCCCAGUGUGCUAGGAUUUAAGGUGCUAUUUGACCUCAGUGGCUGCCUCCAGAGCCACCAGUCUGCCCUUGGGAGGGAGUCUACAGCCUCUGAACUCCAAACUCAAGCUGAACAAACACACUGGCAGGCAGCUCUCUCAGGGACUACGCAGGGUCUCAGCUGCUUCCAAGGCACAGCACGCUCAGCCAUACACAGGUUAGGGCUGGGAUCUAUAGGAGGCUCCUUCGUACAGAGGCCAGGGCAGUCUUGUGGCCUUGAAUAAGAAGGAUCUGAGGUCCCUUGAAUUCCCUUCUCUCUAUGGCCAGUCCUCCUGAAAUACUGGACUCCAAAUGCUGGGCUCAAUUAGCCAUUCUGUGCUAGCCCCUAGGGUUACCCUCCAUCCCAGUGGAAGCUGCUCCUCUCACAGUGGUGCUCCUUGCUUUGGGGUCUGUGGCCAAGACUGUCUAUUCCCAGUCCAGGACCACACUGUGCACUCAGCAGUCAUUGCCUCUUGCCUGCCCUCCCUCACAGAGUCAAAAGCUCCUGACCUGGACUCGGCCUGGACAGCUUCCUUGGAACUUAUCAUGUAUUAACGCCUUUGGAAGGCCCAUUGGACUAGGAGUCAGAAGAUGGGGUUCUGGGGACUGUUUUUCCCAUGUUGGGCCUUGGCUGCUUUCUGUUCCAUACAUCAGAUGUUUCUGCCUGCCUCUCCAUGGACUGCCACCAGCACUGCCCCACAGACCCCCACCCUUUCUGCCUACAUCUUUCCCAGUUCAAAAUACAGUGGUCAGUGGUACUGGUGUCCCUAGGACAUGGACACUCACAUCCAGGUCUCUACCUAGUUACUCACUCCUUGAACCCAUCUCAGAUGUCCCAACCCCCAGUGAGCUAGGUGACUGGGGUGAGGUCAGGUGACAAGCUAUAGGCAGGGGUGAGGGCAGACCCAAAUGGGCCCAGCCAUCUCCUCCUCUUUCCAUUGAAGUUGGAGAAAUCUGAGCUGUUUCCAGCCACCCUACCUUUUCCACUACAGCCCGGGGAUGAGCCUUAAAGGUAAUAAGGGUGGGUAAAACCCCUCUGGGCCCUGUCAUGCAAACCUUUGGCACCUCUUUGUCCCAGCCAGCCUCUGGCUGGUUUUCAGUUUCCCCUCUAAUCUCAGUUUCUUCUGAAAAAUAAAGGGGUUGGAUGCCCCAGAGAAGGACUGGAAGAAACCUUAGAGAAUUCUCACACAUACACACAUUUCACAGAUGAAGAAACAGGCUCUGAGCAGGAGAGGACUUGGUGUCAUUUUCAACUAGCAAAUAGCAGAUGGGAAGUUUCUUGGGGAAGACCCAGAACAGACGAAUGGAGGGUAGACAAUGACAGGGUAUAGUGUCUCCCUUCCCCCUGGAGCAGGGCCCCUGAGGCCAAAGUCAUAAAGAUCAGUGUUCUAUCCUCUGUCCUAGGUGUUACUUUCCAAGGAGCCUUCACCUUCCAUACCUCAUUGAUCUUCAUAACAUCGCCUUGAGGGGGGAGUGUUUGUGUUUGCUUAAAAAAAUUUAUUGAAAGAAUAAUCAAAUAGGGCAGCUCCUGUGGCUCAGUGGGUAGGGCACCGGCCCCUUAUACCAAGGGUGGUGGGUUAGAACCCAGUCCAAGCCAAACUGCAACAAAAAAGAGCUGGGCGUUGUGGCAGGCACCUGUAGUCCCAGCUACUCGGGAGGCUGAGGCAAGAGAAUCGCCUAAGCCCAGGAGUUGGAGGUUGCUGUGAGCUGUGAGCUGUGAUGCCACAGCACUCUACCAAGGGCGAUAAAGUGAGACUGUGUCUCAAAAAAAAAAAAAAAAGAAGAAGAAUCAAUUGGCUUAGGUACCAUGGUUUGUGCCUAUAAUCCUAGCACCCUAGGAGGAAGAGGCAGGAGAAUGUCUUGAGCUCAGGGGUUCAAGACCAGCCUGAUGGCUUGGUGCCCAUGCUCAGUGGUUAGGGUGGAGUUGGCAGGUUCAAACCUGGCCUGGUCCUGCUAAACAACAAUGACA
This is a messenger RNA of Nycticebus coucang (slow loris), 4915 nucleotides long. RefSeq names its product TNF receptor superfamily member 13C (gene TNFRSF13C). Bases 1420 to 2088 code for a protein of 222 amino acids. The record is from RefSeq and is a predicted model, not a curated record. The transcript has 3 exons. Gene Ontology annotation, molecular function: signaling receptor activity. Gene Ontology annotation, biological process: positive regulation of T cell proliferation; tumor necrosis factor-mediated signaling pathway; B cell costimulation. Lineage: Eukaryota; Metazoa; Chordata; Mammalia; Primates; Lorisidae. Gene Ontology annotation, cellular component: external side of plasma membrane.